ACACACGAUACGAGUUUUGGUUUUGGUUAGAAUUCUGUUCUGUGAAAAAGAUGAUGGCCAGUGCUCAAGUGCAAGCCGUAGUGGAGGAGGCUUCAAAGAUGCAGCAGCAGGAGAAGCCAAAGGAACAGAAUGAUGACUCUGCUGGGGAGAAGGAAGAACACAGCGAUGUCCCAUCCCCAAGAACCGCGCGACAUCCGUUGGAGAAUGUGUGGACUCUGUGGUACUUGGAGAACGAUCGCACCAAACACUGGAAGGACAUGCUCAGUGAAGUCGCGAAGAUCGACAGUGUGGAGACCUUCUGGAGCCUGUAUUACACCAUCAGGCCACCAUCGGAACUGAAAGUGGGAUGCGACUACUCCAUGUUUAAGAUGGGCAUCAAGCCCAUGUGGGAAGAUGAGGCCAACAGCAGGGGAGGCCGCUGGCUGAUUAGCGUCAACAAGAACUCCAAGGCGGAACUAGAUCGCCUCUGGCUGGAUAUACUCCUCAUGAUGACGGCGCGCAUCUUUGCCAACUCCGAGGAGAUAUGCGGUGCAGUGAUCAAUAUUCGGGCCAAGAACAAUAAGAUCUCUCUUUGGACUGCCAAUGGUAGCAACAAAUUGGCAAUUCUCGAGAUUGGCCAGAAGCUAAAACUCUUCCUCCAUCUGCAGUCGAACAAUCUGCAGUACCAGCUCCACUCGGAUGCCAUGUGCAAGGCCAAUUCGAGCGUCAAAUCGAUCUACACCGUUUGACAGAGGGAAAGGUAUUGGAUUGCCAGCCCUCGCAGAUCUGUUUCGAUGUAUAUGCCAAAAUUGUUUGCGAUAUCAAAUUUGAAUUAAAAUUUAAGCAAGAGAGAAACGCCAUUUAGUUGUGUAAAA
Molecule: messenger RNA, 854 nt
Organism: Drosophila guanche
Lineage: Eukaryota; Metazoa; Arthropoda; Insecta; Diptera; Drosophilidae
Gene: eIF4E5
Product: eukaryotic translation initiation factor 4E1
Exons: 4
Coding region: 51-728 (225 amino acids)
Biological process (GO): translational initiation
Cellular component (GO): eukaryotic translation initiation factor 4F complex; cytoplasm
Molecular function (GO): RNA 7-methylguanosine cap binding; translation initiation factor activity
Source: RefSeq, a predicted model, not a curated record